This is a messenger RNA of Metarhizium robertsii ARSEF 23, 1056 nucleotides long. Its product is annotated as aflatoxin B1 aldehyde reductase member 2. The transcript has 2 exons. NCBI's taxonomy places the organism in Eukaryota, Fungi, Ascomycota, Sordariomycetes, Hypocreales, Clavicipitaceae. Gene Ontology annotation, molecular function: oxidoreductase activity. The record is from RefSeq and is a predicted model, not a curated record. Bases 1 to 1056 code for a protein of 351 amino acids.
AUGCCCCUCAUCGUUCAGAAUGUAAACCCGCGUAUCAUCCUGGGUCUGAUGACGUUUGGACCGAGUUCGGAGGACGGCGCCCGCAUCACUGACCUGGAUACUUUCAACAAGGCUCUGGACCUGUUUCAGACAAGAGGAUAUAGCGAGGUAGACACAGCUCGCAUUUAUGUCGGCGGAAAACAAGAGGCAUUUACGAAGGAGGCCAGGUGGAAGGAGAGGGGAUUGACCCUGGCCACCAAAGUCCAAUAUCCAUUUGCACCUGGGGAUAACACGGCUGACAAGGUGAUUGCUUCGGUGGAGACUAGUCUCAAGGACCUGGGCACUGACUGUGUAGAUAUCCUAUAUCUACACAAGCCCGAUCGUGGCACGCCGUUCCAAGAGACGCUCGAAGCUAUGGAUAAGCUGCACAAGGCUGGCAAAUUUGUUCGCCUUGGUAUAAGCAAUUUCACUGCAUACGAGGUGGCCGAAGUUAUGAUGAUUUGCAAGUACAACAACUGGGUUCGGCCGAGCAUUUUCCAGGGCAUGUAUAACUGCAUCACGCGUAAUAUUGAAGCCGAGCUGUUCACAGCUUGUCGUCGUUACGGCCUCGAUAUUGUUGUAUACAAUCCCCUGGCCGGUGGUCUCUUCUCGGGCAAGAUCAAGUCGCACGACAUGAUCCCCGAGAGCGGUCGGUUCUCGGAUGUCAGUUCCGUCCAGGGUGCCAAUUACCGGAAGCGAUAUUUCCGCGAGAGCACAUUCAAGGCCAUCCAGCUGGUGGAAGGGGUCGUCGAGAAACACAAUUUGACCAUGAUCGAGACGGCGCUGCGAUGGGUAGUGCAUCAUUCCAAGCUCAAGAUCAAGGAUGGUAACGAUGGAAUACUCAUUGGUGUAUCGAGUGUCGAACAGCUAGAGGACAACUUGAACAACCUGGAGAAGGGGCCGCUUCCUGACGAGGUUGUCAAGGCUCUCGAUGAUGCGUGGCAAAUCUCCAAGGCUGACUCGGCCAAUUACUGGCACGGCGAUUUGGACUAUGGCUACGAUCCUAGGGGGCUGUUGUUUGGGCCCGGGGCCAAGUAG